UGUGUCAGUUUUCGCAUGUAAACAAACUAAAAAAAAUAUUUUUUAUCAAAAACUUGAAAUUUUUUACAAAAAUUUUUACUAAAAAUGUUCAAUACUGACUUAUACGAGCAUCAGGACCCAGAAUUAAUCUACAUAAUCGAAAACGAACUCCAAAAAGAUGACUUUUCAGAAGAUUUCCAAGCAUUAAAACUCGAAUUUGAGUCCCAAAUCGUCAAAAAAUGCCGUUGCACGGAAGAUUGUACCACAAAUUGCCUUCACGGAGGGAAUUAUCUCCCAAAUUCAUCAUCAAAUGACUUAAUUUUGAACGAAAAUCGCAAAUCCCUCGAUGUCCUUUACGAAUGUAACUCGCUUUGUGAGUGUUCCUUCGACUGCCGGAACCGUCUAGUAGUCUUCGGACCCCGAAAAUCUUUGAAAAUUGUCGAUUUUGGUGCUAAAGGCAAAGGCCUCAUCACAGAAACUGCCAUUCCCAAAGGAGCUUUUGUCUGUGAAUAUGCCGGCGAGGUACUAACAAAGGCGGAAGCGAUCAAAAGAAAUGCCAAAAAUGACGAAAAUGGUCUCAUGAACUACAUUAUUUGCCUAAAUGAAGCCAGAAACGACGGAAAAUCCGGAAAAACAUUACAAACGUUCAUCGAUCCCAGUAGAAAAGGCAACAUUGGACGCUAUUUGAACCACAGUUGUGAUCCGAACUGCACAAUUAUCAGUGUGAGGAUUGAUUCUCCGGUGCCAAAGUUGGGAAUUUUUGCUAAAAAUGACAUAAAAGCGGGAGAUGAGCUCACGUUUCACUACGGAGGCGAGACUCCGAGCACGGAAAUGCCUGAAAAUGCAAAGAAAUGUCUUUGUAAAGCGGAAAAUUGUAUGAAAUUUCUGCCAAAUUGGAAGUUUUAAUAAAAAAUUAUCAACUUUCAGUUUGAAAAAAUUAAUUUUAGUUCGAAAAAACACCGCUAGAGGGCGAAUUUGACAGCUGAAAAAAUCAA
Molecule: messenger RNA, 974 nt
Organism: Culicoides brevitarsis
Lineage: Eukaryota; Metazoa; Arthropoda; Insecta; Diptera; Ceratopogonidae
Product: probable histone-lysine N-methyltransferase set-23
Exons: 1
Coding region: 85-885 (266 amino acids)
Molecular function (GO): protein binding
Source: RefSeq, a predicted model, not a curated record